AUGGCCUCACUCACCCCAUCGUCCGUCAUCCACAUCCAUGCCUACCCGCCCCCCAUCUUCGCCUCCGCCCCCGUCCCCGAAACAAGCCCUUCCUCCUCCUCCUCCUCCUCCACCGCCACCGCUGCCAAAGAUCCCACCCCCCCAGCAACCCCGGCACCCCCAACCCCGGAACCAGAACCCCCCACCUCCCACCUCUCGACCCCCCAACUCCUCCCGGCCCCCCGGACCCUCAUCCCCGCCUCCGCCCUCGCGGCCAAGGCCACCUCGACGAAGACGACCGGCGCCGCUGCCAAGCCGGUCGUCACGCGGGAAGGUCCCGUGGAGGUCGAACCGCCUCCUCCUUCUUCUUCUUCUUCUCCUUCUUCUUCUUCGUCGUCGAAAAAGGACGGAAAGGCGGUGGCGGAACGGCCCAGGACCAGGAAUGGGUAUUUGCCGCCUGGGACGGACGUUGCGGGUGGUGUUGGGAUGGGGAAGGGGAAGAUGGGGAAGAUGGGGAAAGCGGGUGGGGAUGGGGAUGGGAAGGGGAAGUGGGUGAGGUAUCGGGUCGUGGAGAGUGGGAUCACGACGACGGUGGAGGGGUUGGAGGGGGGGGGGAGGAGGACUGUAUGGGUGCGAACGGAUAGGGAAGUUACCGUACGUACCGCUUUACUAUCCAUCCAUACCUCAUCCAUCCGCACAACACUCCCUCCCCUAUCACAAUCCAUCCAUCCUAACGGACAGAUCCAGGUCCUGAUCGAGCCGGCCGAGGGGGACAAGGCCAAGGAAGAGAAGGAGCAGAAGAAGGAGACGAUCGUGGGAGGGUCGAGUGCGAGGCGGAGGGCGAGGGUGGCGGGGUCGCGCUGA
This is a messenger RNA of Letharia lupina, 843 nucleotides long. RefSeq lists its product as uncharacterized. The coding region runs from base 1 to 843 and encodes 280 amino acids. NCBI's taxonomy places the organism in Eukaryota, Fungi, Ascomycota, Lecanoromycetes, Lecanorales, Parmeliaceae. The transcript has 2 exons. The record is from RefSeq and is a predicted model, not a curated record.